Messenger RNA from Humulus lupulus (European hop), 1901 nucleotides. RefSeq lists its product as uncharacterized. Bases 1 to 1764 code for a protein of 587 amino acids. Lineage: Eukaryota; Viridiplantae; Streptophyta; Magnoliopsida; Rosales; Cannabaceae. The transcript has 6 exons. The record is from RefSeq and is a predicted model, not a curated record.
AUGAUUGGUGUUAAGGAUGGUGUUGAAAAUUUAUUUCAUGGUAGCAAGAAGAAGCAUUCGAAAAAGAAGGUUGAAAGCACUGCUGUGCAAGUUCUAGAGGAGAAAUUGAUAACAGGUCAAUCGGCGGACAUGUCCUUCGUUCGAGACUUCUUGCUCUUUAUUGUCUCUGUAUUCUUGAUGCCUAAUACGUCUGUAAAUGUUGCUCGCGAAGUGGAGGAUCCUAUAAAGGCCAUAAAUGACAUUGCAGCGGUUUGUCGUGUUAACUGGGCAUCACUGUCGUACAAUUAUCUAUGGAAGGCCCUUCGACGGCAUCAGAAAAACAACGGCAUGUUUGUCGGAGGAUGCAUAUAUUUUUUACAGUUAUUUUACUGUCAUCACGUUGUUUGGAAGGAAGGAUAUGUUGAUAGAUCCCUCUGCCCUUUAAAUGUGUGGUCUGACGAUGAUUUCAAGGCUAUACUGGAUUGGGUACAGGAGCAUGGGGGGUUUGAAUCAAAUAAAAUUCCAAUGAUAGAGUUGCAGGACGGUGCUGCAACAUCGAAGAUGCCUGCCACGCUCGCCUCUUUGUGUGAUAAGGUUGAAUCGAUUGAGAACAAAAUGAUUGAAAAGGAAAUAGAAAUGGUAAAAUUUCAUGAGGAUUUGAAGUUGCAAAUGGCCAAGGAAUUCAAACAAUUACGUAGGAGUUUGAGUGGCGGAAUCAGUUCAAGGGUGCGUGGUGGUGGUGUUCCCAAGUAUAGUAAGGGAGAGGAGCCUCGGGAUUCAGCCAUAUUAAUUAAUGACCUUAUCCUAGCAAACAUGCAAAUGGAUGAGAAUAGGAUAUUGGAGAAGCUUUCGAUUAGGAAUGACCCAAUGUUGUUGGAGUGUGGUAUAGGAUUUCAGAAUGAACCUUCUUAUGGAAACUACUCAUCGUCCUUCAACGAAAGCAACCUGGGGGAAGUGAAGCAUGACUUCAUUAAUUUUGAAUUAACAUUUUCACCACGGAAGGAGUUGUUCAAUGAGGUCCCAGCAAACACUGACCCAAAUGCUUUUUCCUGUGAACCAUCUAAUUCAGAGAAUGGGAAGACCAUGGUUGAAAUGGACAAAGAUUUCAACGAAUCUCUUGCUAAAGUUAGACCUCCUGAGAAAGAAAAGAAGGAGGUGGAGAAAGGGAAGGAGAAGGAUAUUGUGGAUGAAGUCACGACUCAUGAACCUAGUAUCCCGGGGAUUACGGUUGAUCAUGUUGUACAUGAAAUAGAGGAAGAUGAUAAUGAGAAGAUCGAUCCUCCCACUCUAAGGAGAGAGAAGGAGCUCUGCAAAUUGGACAACUUGUUUCAGAAUAUGAUUCACACAUACAAUGAAAGCAAUUACUACCAAAUUGGAGCAUUCAAAUUGCGGAGGCCCUUGCCCCUGGCGAGUUUCAAAAUCGCACUUUUCAUUUUUUACUUCAGUUUGUCUUUGACUGAGGUGUUGGUAGUAAAUCCAAUGGCAAAGUUGGAACGUUGGUACUUUAGGAGCCUUAGGCCUGAAGCUCAUGUGGACAUGAAGAUUAUUGAUGCUUUUGCUCAUGUACUACGAUUUACACAUAAAGAGAAGUGUGACAAAAUGGAGGAUAUGAGAACUCUAAUUUUUCCCACCUUUCAUCCCAAUUUGGAAAGUGGUCAUGGUCGGAACUUUUGGGAGACGGGGGAUUUUGGUUUUCUUGGUGUACCUGUCAAUGUUACUUUGGUUCUAAAUAAUGCCGAAAAGGUAUUCCAAGCCUUCCUUAUGCAAGUUAUUUAUUUUCUUUGAAUAAUUCACUUAUCUAAUCAUCUGUUUUUGGGUAUGAGUUAACUUAGAUCCUAGUGCCUAUGAAGGACAUCGAAUACAAUCACUGGAUACUGGCUGUAUUGGACAUUAAGAGUUCCUCUGCAUCGUAUUGGGACUCC